AGCUGUGUGUUGUGAAUGUCCAGACCUGCUCGACGGCAGCACCUUUAUCUGCCUGGGAUGGGUGACGUCACACGAGCGCAGCGGCGUCUGCGAUGAAAAAAAAAAGAAAAAAAAGAAAAACGAUGAAAAAAAAAUUCUGCCCAUAAGUGAUCGGGUAUCUGGAAUGUUUUUUCUUUCACAAUUUCCAGUUCUGACCACUUCCAAAUAUGGAUUGACCGUAGGCUGUGUGAGCGUUACUUAUAUGUACAUAUUUUUGGGCACCAAGCAACAUUUUUUUUUCUGCCAACCCAUAUUCUAUAUUAUUUGUUAAUGGCAUUCUUGCAAUGGGAACAAUUUAAAUGAAUUUCCAACAAGAGUGUGAAACGUCGCAACUUAAUGAUAUGUAAAGCUGUAUUUCACUCUCAUGCAAACAUGAAACUGUGAAGUAUUUGAAUUUACAGCAGACAUUUUUCUAAUACGCAGAGAUCAUUAUAGAUUCUGUGAAUGUCCCAUGAAUGUAUUGAUCAUAUUUCCACAGGAGGACUUCUAUCAUUCAUGAUGAUUAUAGGAUUCAUUUUUAAAAUCGAAUUUCUUUUGCAGGAAAGAGCCGAGACAAAAAACUUUUCAAAUAUUUUCCCUCUAAUGAAUUCCUCUGGAUUAUGUAUAUGAUAACUUCUUUUUUGGGGGGACUGGUUAAAUGGCAUCUUUAGAGUCAUGUCACACUCAAAUUUUUCUUUAUGUUUUAUUAUAUCGAUUAAUUAUUGGUAACUUAUCCUAACAGGUCUCCUUCAGAAAACUUUCCAUGACCAAUAUUGCAUGGAGCAAAAAGUUACGCUUCAUAAAAUUAUGACUGUGCGAAACCCCGGCGGGUCGUCUGACCGACGUCCAGCUGAAACAGCGGCCGGAUGUUGCCAGCAGAUGAACCCCGAAGGGAAAGUCUGACGUGACUUUAUCUUUACCGUCACCCCUGUGUCAUGACUUGAGAAAGUCGCAGGAGAGGUUGGUCUGUAUUUUUACGCGCCCUCGUGUGGACGUGGUCGGUGCGCAUUUGGAGUGGAACGUGGAAAGCCGUCGUCAGAUGCAGCGUUCCCCCUGCUGACUCAAAAGAAUAGCCGGACUCUUGCUCGGAGACCUGACGUUUGGUGCCAUUGAGCUGCCCGAGCCUCCUGACUGCCGGGUGUGCAGACACUGCACCGCCGAGAAGCACCUCCUCCAUCUCUACCCCGGCAGUGGUGGAGCGUUAUUGUCUCAUUCAGCAUGAAACAUAUGUCAGGGUUUCGGAGUUGAUCCCGAACUACGGUCAAAAGGCUCCGAACGCUUCAGUUGGAGACUGGGAUGUUCUCCUGAGUUAAACUUCACACAUUGACGAAGGCUUUUCAGAGAAUUGCUCACCAGACGAGACAUAAUGGCUUCGAAUAUAAUUGUGGAACAGCAGUUUUCUCACAAAUUCACAGUGACUGUGGUUCGGGCUGAGAGCGUCACCAAGGGAGCGCUUGGUGAUCUCCUGGACACCCCCGAUCCAUAUGUGGAGCUGUUCAUCCCGACAGCCCCAGAGAGCAGAAAGAGGACCAAGCACAUAGACAACGACAUCAACCCAAAAUGGAACGAGACCUUUCACUUCAUAUUAGACCCCAACCUGCAGAACGUCCUGGAGUUAACGCUAAUGGACGCCAAUUAUGUGAUGGAUGAGACGAUUGGGACGGCGUCCUUCGACAUAACCAAGCUCAAAGUGGGCCAAACAAAGACGGAGGCGAUCCUCAUUGGCAAAGCAACCAAAGUAUACUUAGAGAUGUCGCUAGAGAUCUGCACCAAACUGGACCUGCGGUUCAGCCUGGCCCUGUGUGACAAAGAGAAAGAGUUCAGACGGACCCGCAGGGAGAGGGUGAUGCUGGGCAUCAAGAAGCUGCUGGACAUGGAGAAGCCUCGUUUCCUCCCCAGCUCUCCAGAGGAGGUACCGGUGAUAGCGAUAGCAGGCUCAGGGGGCGGAUUCCGUGCCAUGGUCGGCUUCGCGGGUGUCAUGAAGGCCCUGUUCGAGUCUGGGGUUCUGGACUGCGCCACCUAUGUCGCCGGCCUCUCCGGUUCCACAUGGUACAUGUCCACUCUCUAUUCCCACAAUGACUUUCCAACUAAGGGCCCAGUGGACAUCAACAAGGAGCUGAAGAGUAGAGUUAGCAGUAGCCCCUUUAGGCUCUUGAUGCCCCAACACAUCACAAACUACAUCCAGGCCCUGUGGAGCAAAAAGGCCUUGGGGCAGCCGGUGACCUUUACCGAUAUCUUCGGCAUGCUCAUAGGCGAGACGCUCAUACCUGCGAGGAUGCACAUCAAGCUGAGUGAAAUCCAGGAGAAAAUAAACCAGGCACAGAGUCCCCUUCCACUCUUCACGUGUCUGCAUGUCAAGCCAGAUGUUUCGGAGCUCAUGUUUGCAGACUGGGUGGAGUUCAGCCCAUAUGAGAUCGGAAUGGCAAAGUAUGGUACCUUCAUGACCCCGGACUUGUUUGGGAGCAAGUUCUUCAUGGGAACUGCUGUGAAGAAAUACGAGGAAAACCCUCUUCAUUUUCUGAUGGGUGUGUGGGGAAGUGCCUUCUCGAUUCUGUUCAACCGAGUGCUGGGAGUCAAGGACACCGUUGGUGGCAGCACCAUGGAGGAAGAGUUAGAGCAGAUCAAACCUCAGCACAUUGUUGGAGAAGACAGUAUGGACAAUGACGACGAGCCGCGCAAAGCCGGGACAGAGAACCAGGAGGCGGAGGACGAUUUUAAUCGCACCGCCAAGGCCAGCUGGGCCCAGCGAAUGUUCACGUCCAUCUUCAGUGAAUCUUCCUUGUUCAACACGAGAGAGGGCCGGGCCGGCAAGGUGCACAACUUCAUGCUGGGCCUCAACCUCAACACCAGCUUCGCUUUCUCCCCGGCCGGUGAGGUCACGUGUCACGCUCCUCCACCUGAGGAGGAGGUGGAUGCCGUCACAGACCCGGACGAGUUUGAUCGCAUCUACGAGCCUCUGGAUGUGAAGAGUAAGAAGAUCCAUGUGGUGGACAGCGGCCUGACCUACAACCUCCCCUACCCUCUCAUCCUUCGGCCGCAGCGUGGCGUUGACCUCAUCAUCUCCUUCGACUUUUCCGCGAGGCCGAGUGACUCCAGCCCGCCGUUCAAAGAGCUUCUGCUUGCGGAGAAGUGGGCUCGGAUGAACAAGCUCCCGUUCCCCAAGAUCGACCCCAAAGUCUUUGACCGCGAGGGCCUGAAGGAAUGCUACGUCUUCAAACCAAAGAAAGGAGAAAAGAACUGCCCGACGAUCAUCCACUUCGUCCUGGUCAACAUCAACUUCAGGCAAUUCAAAGCGCCGGGUGUUCCCAGAGAGACCGAGAAGGAGAUGGAGUUGGCAGAUUUUGACAUCUUCGACGACCCAGAAUCGCCCUUCUCCACGUUUAACUUCCAGUACUCCAACGAGGCCUUCACCCGACUGCAUGACCUCAUGGAGUUCAACACUCUCAACAACCUGGAGGUUAUCAAGGAAGCCAUCAAGGACUGCAUUGUGUCCCGGAAGGAGAACCCCUCAUGCCGCUCCCUUUCCUUCUCCCUCAGUGAGAUCCCCAAUAAGAAGUUCCUGAGAAGAGAUCCUCGCCCGAAACCUUGGGAUCGCCUGGGAAACGAUAACAAGUAGCCCCGUUUGCCUGUUCGGCUAAAUCGGAGACGACGGGAUUUCGCAGACUUUAGGGAUUUUUAUAUGUAGAUUCUGUCUUAACGUAAAUCAUUUUCUUUUUGGAAAGUGCGAUCGUGUUGAUCUCUCCCCCCUCGGUGCUUUUAACCGGGAGGAUUUGUUUAACUCGGAUUUGAGACAAAUGUCGGUAAAGAGCCUCAAUGUUCCCGGUUGCAUUCAUACACAACAGAGUGAGAUUAUUAAUCUGGCAUUAUUUGCACCAGUGUGACUGCUGUAGGUGUGUGUUGACCACAAACGGCUGACCGUUGCUUUCCCUGCCGGCUGCGAGAAAGACAGGAUGUCGAACACCCGGCAGGGCGACUGGACGGUCACGGCGAACAUCUGGCUGCAUCACAAACACAGGAAGAAGAAGACGACUGUGAAAUCUACCUUCCGCUCGUGAUAUUUACUGAGAUUUUCCGGGACUAUUCCAUCUCUUAGCUCUUUGUGUUUGAAAUAUAAGCGUGCUGCUCCUCCACCUCACUUUGUUGCAUCGUGUGAAAUUUCUUCACCAGCUUCAACAUUCCCAGCACUUGGCUUCGGUCCAUGCUGCCUAGAGCAAAGCUCCAUUUUGCAUCUCUGAAUUUUUUUUAUGGCGCUGGGCUGUUUCUAAAUUUCGCUGUGAGCCGUGCGAAUGCUCUUAUAAAAAAAAAAAAAGAAGGUCUUACCUGUGCUGCAGCCGUAGCUGAACUCGUGCGACUUUGCCAUGCAAAUCACCUUUUUUUUUUCUCCCUUUCUUCUUCUUUUCUUUCCGUAUCUGUUUUUAAACCGGAUGGCUCGUCAAAACAUGUAACCCUGCUUGAAUACAUGGAAGAGGCGCUCGUAACCAUGGUUUUGUUUGAUGACACCUCCUAAACACGCCGAGUGCACCCCCCCUCUGGAUACCUCAAACAUCUCAGUGAUGUUUACCCACCGACAGGGAAGGAGCACUCCCUGCUCCCCUGGAGGGAGUGUCUCACAUUAAAGCCACCAUUUUGGAACAACAAAACCUGACACCAUAGAAACGGCCGCGCAUCUUUUUAUCCCUCGCUCUCUUUUCCCGUAUCCCGCCGGGGGGACGAGGUUCUGGUUUUUGUUCUUCUUCCCUGACCAUGUUGUUUCAGGCUGCCUUUGAGAUACAGCCAACUCGUCGCGGGGUUCCUCAGGACCCCCCCCCCCGUAGGAUGACGGCAAGUUUGGGCUGAAAAUGGUGGCUCUCUGCUGUACUCAGUGGAAUUUGACACACUACACCUACACCUGCAGCAGUGGAGACCUGGAAUCUGACACACUACACCUACACCUGCAGUGGCCCAGAGGCUGCACACAGAACAGUGGAAUUUUACACUCAAGUGCUUCCGACCUCCAUACGCUCAAAUUUCAGCCCCGCUGGUUUGGAAGAAUUUUGUUCCGCAGUCUUGCAUCUGCAUAGAUUUUUAUUUUUUUUUUAGCAACUGGCUUUGUAUAGUUUUUUCCGUAGUCAAAUAGCAUUCCUCUUCUCUCUUUAGAAAUUGUUGUACAUAUUCUAUUCCAUUUAUUUGAUAGCACUAGUCUCCAAUCUGUCUGUUGCCUGCGGAAAGCUGGAAAGUCCUGACGUCACGCCUGGGCUAUUCCACAAGCUUCACUUACUCAAUAUUAAAGAUUGACACUCAAACAAAGUCAAAUUAAUAUUUUGCGAGGACAGAAAAAAAACAACACCUCCUUUUAAUGUCGAUUUUUUUUUUUUUCUCAUCGUGUCAACGAAAUUCACCAACGCUCACUUCUGAAGUCGUUGUUUUCAGUUAGCUACCGGCUGUAGUUUCGACUCGUCUGUGUCUGCAGGAACAUACGAAAACUGGAAGUUGAAUAAAGUUACUUUCGGACAGAGGAGGCUGGCCAGCGGUUGCCCCUUUGUUUUCAGCCGAUACGCUAAGCAGCUGCUGGUAGAAUUAUUAACAUCGGAUACGAGAUCUUUCCAUCUAGGGCAAUUCAUUAACAAAUAAUAAUAAUAAUAAUUCUCUAAAAUAUUGAAAUAUUUCUUCAAGACAGAGUUCAUACAGCAAAUCAAGCAAUGAUCAUUUAAUGAAUCUCAAUCUCUAUCAUGUUACAGUUUUGUAGUCUUUGUAGUUUGACAUGGGUUCAUUUAGAAUGAACGUGAACUGAUGCCGUUUUCUUUUGUACAUUUCUGUCAUAUUAUAUUUUAUGAUCUUUACACGUUUACACAAAAUGCUUAACAAGUCAGUUCUAGAAAAUCAAGACAUGUAUAGAAAUCUGUAUUAUAGCUGGCCAAGCAUGACACACAUAAUGGUCAAGUGAAUAAAGAGAAAAUAAUAAAAGAGAGAAUUUA
This is a messenger RNA of Scophthalmus maximus (turbot), 5972 nucleotides long. It is a transcript of the gene pla2g4ab, whose product is annotated as phospholipase A2, group IVAb (cytosolic, calcium-dependent). Gene Ontology annotation, biological process: glycerophospholipid catabolic process. The transcript is spliced from 20 exons. Bases 1385 to 3634 code for a protein of 749 amino acids. NCBI's taxonomy places the organism in Eukaryota, Metazoa, Chordata, Actinopteri, Pleuronectiformes, Scophthalmidae. Gene Ontology annotation, molecular function: calcium ion binding; calcium-dependent phospholipid binding. The record is from RefSeq and is a predicted model, not a curated record. Gene Ontology annotation, cellular component: nucleus; Golgi apparatus; endoplasmic reticulum.